UUUCGGUGAUGUGUUUAUUUCGAUUUCUCAGACACGUCAAUUAUCUACCAUCUUACUUUUGUUCAUUACGUCCUAUGAAUUGAAUAGGAAUAAUCAUGGAAGCCUUUUAUAGUGUACAAUUUGAAUUUUUAGAAGUACCAAAUCUUAAACUUAAGAAGCCAUCAUGGUUAAAGGCUCCAUCUGCGAUGGUUGUUUUUGCUUUUGUCUUACUGUCUUACUUUAUGGUAACAGGAGGUAUUAUAUAUGAUGUUAUAAAUGAACCUCCCAGUAUUGGUUCAACAACAGAUGAACAUGGUAAUAGCAAACCUGUUGCUUUUAUGCCAUACAGAGUAAAUGGACAAUACAUUAUGGAAGGUUUAGCUGCUAGCUUCUUAUUUACUGCUGGAGGUUUAGGAUAUGUUAUUUUAGAUAAAGCCAAUGGACCUUCUUUGCCAAAGCUAAACAGAUUGUUGCUUUUGUUCUUUGGAUUUUUGUGUGUUGUUGUGCCAUUUUUUAUGUGUAGAUUAUUCAUGCGUAUGAAAUUACCCGGGUACCUGACUUCAUCUAGCUAAAAGAUUUGUUUAUGCAAUUAAUUAAAUUUGUAACUAUUUUAUAUUUAAAUUAAUUCGUUUUGGCA
Molecule: messenger RNA, 616 nt
Organism: Hydra vulgaris (swiftwater hydra)
Lineage: Eukaryota; Metazoa; Cnidaria; Hydrozoa; Anthoathecata; Hydridae
Product: oligosaccharyltransferase complex subunit ostc
Cellular component (GO): oligosaccharyltransferase complex
Source: RefSeq, a predicted model, not a curated record